AGUAGGCUAGCCAUCAGCUCGCUACCGCAUGCCAUGUAAAUGUUUUUAAAAUUAUAAUAAUAAAAACUAAUUUAAGAAUUGCCGUUGUAGUGGAAGCAACGGGCACAUGAGUUCACUCGGUUCUUCUUUACGCUUGGCUUUCAGGUCAUCAUUUAAGCCUCUGGACUUUAAAAACUAUUGUACAUUCUCAAGGAAUAUUACACGUUUUCGCACUGUGUUUACUGACUGUCAGAAGAGUUCGAGGUUUUUGUGUCAGCUACAUCAAAAUCGUUUCCUUUGGAACAAAGACAUGCCAAAGAAAGAUAAACCGGGUAAAGGCGCAAAAUCACAGUCAGAGGAGACCAAAGCAGCAGGCCCAGUUUCUCGCAAUAAAAACGGAGGGAUUUCCAUAGCUGUACAUGCGAAGCCUGGGUCCAAGCAGAAUGCCAUUACUGAUGUGUCGUCAGAGGCAGUAGGUGUCGCUAUCGCUGCACCCCCAACUGAUGGUGAGGCCAAUUCUGAGCUUGUACGGUAUCUAUCCAAGGUGCUGAAUGUGAAGAAAAGCGAAAUAGUUCUGGACAAGGGUUCAAGAUCUAGAGAGAAGGUCGUUAACGUCUCUGCAUCAUUAAGCCCCGAAGAAAUCCUCGAGAGACUGAAGGCAGAGUCCACGCAGUGAUUUCUCUGAAGCUGCUUAGGCCUACUUGAUCAAGAAACACAGACAAUGUUUGUGGAAAGCCUACUGAAGACAAAACCUCUGAAUUAUAUUGCCAUGCCAAGUGAUUUGUUAUAAUAACCUACAACAUAUUUCUUCAAUUAGACUACCCUGUUUUGCAUUGUUGAACCAUAGCACAUCAUGGUGGAAACAAGACUUCAGUUUCCAAGUCACUUGAACUAAAACACUAUGCCUGUGGAUAUGUAGUUACCCUAGGUAUUGUUUCGUCAAAAUAUACUGUGAGGGAAAACGAGCAAGCAGGUUAAAGCACAGAACUCCACAGAAAAAUAUAAUCUAGAGUCAAUAUUGUGACGUACUCUAAUGUGGCAACAGAGACUGACACAGUCCAGCAUCUCCAAUGGCCAUGAGAGGUGUUUCAGAUGUGAUUUAAACUGUUAUAGAGACACAUUCAUCACUGAGAAAAAGAAUUUAAUUAAGAUGUUUAAUCAGGGAUUUACAAUUAAUCAAAGUGACAGCAGUCUUAAGGGAUAUUUGUAUUGCUUGACAAAUGGAGAGGUCUGUGGUUGGCAUUUUCAUUUGUUUAAUUUCAUUAAAUCAAAUGGUUGUUGAA
This is a messenger RNA of Alosa alosa (allis shad), 1262 nucleotides long. RefSeq names its product chromosome 11 C15orf40 homolog (gene c11h15orf40). NCBI's taxonomy places the organism in Eukaryota, Metazoa, Chordata, Actinopteri, Clupeiformes, Clupeidae. Gene Ontology annotation, cellular component: cytoplasm. Bases 107 to 655 code for a protein of 182 amino acids. The transcript has 4 exons. The record is from RefSeq and is a predicted model, not a curated record.